Corvus hawaiiensis (hawaiian crow) is the source of this 3755-nucleotide messenger RNA. It is a transcript of the gene R3HDM2, whose product is annotated as R3H domain containing 2. NCBI's taxonomy places the organism in Eukaryota, Metazoa, Chordata, Aves, Passeriformes, Corvidae. The record is from RefSeq and is a predicted model, not a curated record. The coding region runs from base 272 to 3412 and encodes 1046 amino acids. Gene Ontology annotation, molecular function: nucleic acid binding. The transcript has 24 exons.
CAGAGCUGUGCUGACAUCCCUGGGAACAGCUGGGAUCUGCUCCGCUGCCGAGCCGCUUGUCAGAGCCCUGAGCUCGCCGGAGCAGCCGCAAAGAUCACAAGCGUUUUAUUGGGGAGGGCUGGCAGGGGCUUCCCGGGAGCGAUGUUAUCCUGGCAGAAUUCCUCUUGAACUGGUCGUGGCCAUGGAGUCUCUGUUGAAAUCGGGAAACAGCUGACGUGCUCAGAGUGCACAACCACCACGGUGCCCGUCGCUGCGCCGGAGGGCUCUGAAGAUGUCCAACAGCAACACGGCACAGGAGUCCCUGGAAAUUAUGAAGGAAUCAGAAAAAAAAGUGGUUGAGGAAUCUGUGAACAAAACCAAAUAUGUAUCCAGGUCACCGAGCAAGGAGGAGGUGGAGAAGGAUGGGGGGGAGGAGGUCAGCGUGCGCCAGGAAUCUCAGAAGCGAACGUCAAGCCAUGGACACGCCAGGAAAAGAGCCAAGUCUAACUCAAAGCUUAAACUGGUCAGGAGUUUGGCUGUGUGUGAGGAAUCCUCGGGCCCCUUCGUGGAUGGGCUGCUGGAGUCUCAGGACAUCAUCCAGCUGCACGUGAGCUGCCCCUCUGACAAGGAAGAGGAGAAAUCCAUGAAAGAUGGGGUGGAGAAAGAAGAAAAAGACAAGAAUAAAGAAAAAACACCAAGGAAGAUGCUCUCUCGAGAUUCCAGCCAGGAAUAUACAGACUCCACUGGAAUAGAUUUGCAUGAAUUUUUAGUAAAUACACUGAAAAAAAACCCACGGGAUAGAAUGAUGCUGCUCAAGUUGGAACAGGAGAUUCUGGAGUUCAUUAGUGAUAACAACAAUCAGUUCAAGAAGUUCCCCCAGAUGACCUCGUACCACCGGAUGCUGCUCCACCGGGUCGCGGCUUAUUUUGGGAUGGAUCACAACGUGGAUCAGACCGGGAAGGCUGUGAUCAUCAACAAGACCAGUAACACACGAAUCCCCGAGCAGAGGUUCUCCGAGCACAUCAAGGAUGAGAAGAACGCAGAGUUCCCGCAGAGGUUUAUCCUGAAACGGGAUGACACCAGCAUGGAUCGGGAUGAUAACCAGAUCAGACUCCCCUUGCAGGAUGGGAGAAGGAGCAAAUCCAUAGAAGAGCGAGAGGAGGAAUAUCAGCGGGUCAGGGAGCGGAUAUUUGCACGAGAGUCUGGCCAGAACGGAUACCUCACGGACAGCAGGGGCAACCGGGACGGGCUGAGCCGGGCCUCGGGCAGCCGCCAGAGCAGCACCGAGAGCGAGAUCAAAUCCCUGGAGCCACGGCCCUGGAGCAGCACGGAUUCGGACGGCUCCAUCCGCAGCCUGCGGCCGCCCGUCACCAAAGCCAGCAGCUUCAGUGGCAUCUCCAUCCUGACCCGGGGGGACAGCAUCGGGAGCAGCAAGGGCAGCACUGCCAGCAGGACGUCACGGGCAGGUUUGGUGCUAGGUGCCCCUGAGACCUGCAGCCAGUCCCCAUCGUCGCAGCCCAGCCGUGGCCUCCUGCCCUGCACGGCCCCGCAGCCGCCCCCACAGCCGCCCCCGCAGGCCCCCGGCCUCCCCCCAGGCCAGCAGCAGCCGGCCAUGAGCAGCCCCAUGAUGUCCCAGCCGGUCCCGGCGCUGCAGCCCGUUCCGUACUCUCCAAGCUCCUGCCCCCAAGUCCUCUUGCCAGUCUCUCCACCCCAGCAGUACAACCUGGCCGACGAGCUCAGCAGCCCCUUCGGGCAGAUCAGCCUCAGCCGACAGGGCUCGACGGAAGCCCCGGAUCCUUCCUCGGCGAUGUUCCAGUCAUCCCUCAUCUCCCAGCACCCUCAGCAGACAGGAUUCAUCAUGGCAACCCCUGGGCAACCCAUCCCCACCUCCAGCUACUCCGCCUCGGGGCACACGGCCCCCACUCAGCAGGUGCUGCAGCCCCAGGGCUACAUUCAGCCUCCCCAGCAAAUUCAGGUUUCUUACUACCCCCCCGGGCAGUACCCGAACUCCAGCCAGCAAUACCGACCCCUCAGUCACCCAGUGGCCUACAGCUCCCAGCGCCCACAGCAACUCCCCCAGCAGUCCCAGCAGCCAGGUUUACAGCCAAUGAUGUCCAACCAGCAGCAAACAUACCAAGGUGUGAUGGGGGUGCAGCAGGCGCAGCCCCCCGGGCUCCUCAACAGCCAGAGGAACAACAUGGGGGGCCAGAUGCAGAGCGUGAUGGGGGUGCAGCAGGCGCAGCCCCCCGGGCUCCUCAGCAGCCAGAGGAGUGGGAUGGGGAGCCAGAUGCAAGGUCUGAUGGUGCAGUACACGCCGCUGCCUUCGUACCAGGUUCCCAUGGCCAGUGAGUCCCAGAACGUGGUCCAGCAGCCCUUCCAGCAGCCGGUGCUUGUGCCAGCCAGCCAGUCUGUGCAGGGGGGGCUCCAGGCUGGAGGGGUCCCCAUCUACUACAGCGUUAUCCCCACUGCCCAGCAGAACGGCACCAGCCCAUCCGUGGGGUUCCUGCAGCCUCCUGGCUCUGAGCAGUACCAGAUGCCGCAGUCCCCGGCGCCCUGCAGCCCCCCCCAGAUGCAGCAGCAGUAUUCAGGGGUGUCCCCGUCAGGCCCCGGUGUGGUGGUGAUGCAGCUGAAUGUCCCCAACGGCCCCCAGGCCCCCCAGAACCCCCCCGUGGUGCAGUGGAGCCAUUGUAAGUACUACAGCCUGGAGCAGCGGGGGCAGAAGCCAGGAGACCUCUACAACCCCGACACCAGUGCUCAGGCCAGCACCCAGCUGAACAGCCCCAUCACAUCCCCCACCCAGUCCCCGACGCCGUCGCCCGUCACCAACCUCAACAGCGUGUGCACGGGGCUGAGCCCCCUCCCCGUCCUCACACAGUUCCCCCGGCCCAUGGGCCCGGCACAAGGUGACGGGCGGUACUCGCUGCUGGGCCAGCCGCUGCAGUACAACCUGUCCCUGUGUCCCCCGCCGCUGCUCCACAACCAGCCCAGCUACACAGGACACCAGGGGCAGACCGGAAUGAAACACGGAAACCGGAGCAAGAGACAGGCCCUAAAGUCAGCGUCCACCGACCUGGGGACAAGUGAUGUAGUGCUGGGCCGGGUGCUGGAGGUGACGGACCUGCCCGAGGGCAUCACACGGACAGAGGCCGACAAGCUCUUCACGCAGCUCGCCAUGGCCGGUGCCAAAAUCCAGUGGCUCAAAGAGACUCAGGGGCGCCGCGGGGACGGAGGCAGCGGGGACAACAGCGGGACUCCGGAGAACGGCAGGCACAGUGACCUCGCUGCCUUAUACACCAUCGUGGCCGUGUUCCCCAGCCCUCUGGCUGCCCAAAAUGCCUCCCUCCGCCUCAACAACUCCCUCAGCCGCUUCAAGCUGCGCGUGGCCAAAAAGAACUACGACCUGCGGGUGCUGGAACGGGCAAGCUCCCAGUAGGGCUCCCGCGGGCACCGGGCACUCCCCUGGGCCUCUUCUCCUCCCACCCUCCCUUCCUCUCGCCCUCCUUCCUUGAUAUAUUUAUAUGAACAUAAUUAAGAGACAAGAAGUUGAUUUUUUUUUUUUUUUUUUUAAUUAUUAUUAUUUUUGGAGUGACGCCCGUGCCCGCCCCCCUCCCCUGUGUCUAUGGUUUUGUUUAAGCACUGUGUUGGACCGCACAUACAGGUGUUGAUUGGUAUGUUCACUGCACAUUUUAUUUAAUCGGAUUAUUAUUUUGCGGGGGGGUAUUUUUGGUUUUAUUUUAUUUGGGGGGUUGUUUUUAAAUUAAAAAAAAAAAAAAAGG